Molecule: messenger RNA, 1788 nt
Organism: Penicillium canescens
Lineage: Eukaryota; Fungi; Ascomycota; Eurotiomycetes; Eurotiales; Aspergillaceae
Product: putative isoamyl alcohol oxidase
Exons: 3
Coding region: 1-1788 (595 amino acids)
Molecular function (GO): oxidoreductase activity; FAD binding
Source: RefSeq, a predicted model, not a curated record
AUGCUGCGAUUCCUUCAUCUUGCUAUUAUUUCGCUUCUGGCAUUGACUGCCACCUCAUCCGCCGCACCAGAUUGCAAAACUUCACCUGCUAAUUCGACGUGGCCGUCCCCAGAGGAUUGGAAUGCUCUUAACCAGACUAUUCAUGGAAGCCUCAUCAAGACGGCUCCUGCUGGCUCCUCGUGCUAUCCGGGCAAUCCCCUCGGCUCCGCUGAAAACUGCACAAAUGUGAAAGACCAUUGGUCCUAUGCAGCCUAUCAUGCAGCCUGGCCUGAAAGCAUUGAUUACUCUAUCUAUGCAAACAACUCGUAUGGAUACUCCAAAGACAAAGGGUGUAGUAUCGGAGGCCUGCCGCAGUAUAUCGUGAAUGCCACGUCCGAGAACCAGGUUGCCACUGCAAUGCAAUGGGCAUCCCGAAGAAACAUUCGAAUUGUCGUGAAAGGAACAGGACAUGAUCUUGGUGGCCGCUCCACUGGCGCUUAUGCACUUUCCAUCUGGACGCACAAUUUCAAAAAUAUUGAGAGAAGACGUACCUGGAAGGUGCCUGGAAGCAACGCUACCCAGGAUGUUGUUAUCUGUGGCAGCGGUAACAACUGGGGAUCUGUCUAUACUGCAGUACACAAGAUGAACCGGACAGUGGUUGGUGGCGAGGAUGCCACGGUAGGCCUCGGUGGCUUGAUACAAAACGGUGGACAUGGUCUUCUUUCAAGCCAUUAUGGUCUUGCGUCAGACCAGGUUUAUCAAGUUACUGUGAUCACGACUGAGGGCAGACGCUUCGUCGCCAAUGACGUCCAAAAUCAAGACCUCUUCUGGGCUGUUCGUGGUGCUGGUGGAGGUCAGUAUGGAGUCAUCUCCGAAUUCGUGUUGAAAACAUACCCUGUUCCCGCCAACGUGGUAGCUGGCGGGCUCGCGUUCAAUCCCGCCCAGAAUUCGAUUGCUAGCGGCCAAGCAUCUUGGAAUGCGAUGGCCGAAGCAGCAGCCCAGAUCCCUGACCUGAUGGACAAUGGACUCACAGGAACUGUGCUUGCAUUGACCAAGAAGAAGGCUAUGUCAUAUUUAGGACUCACGCAGGAAUUGCCAGGCGUUUCGGCUAUCUUCAGUUUGACUGGCUUCAACAUGACCACUAAAGAGAUGAAUGCCACUCUCAACCGACUGGCUGAUCAGCUCAGCGUUGGAAAUGUCAACAUUACGCUCCAAUCACCCUCUUCCCAAGGCUACUGGUCAUCUACCAAGCCAGACCCUCUUACCAGCGCCAGCAGUGGAGCCGUCAGUUUAAUGACUAGUCAUCUUCUGGGAAGACGUGAGCUUUCGAAUAUCGCAAAAGGAAGACUGGUCACAUAUCUCCAAGACAUCAUGGUCGCCCAGGAUCCAACUGCAGGCUCAAUGCUUCUGUUUGGACUGCAAGCCGGAAGAGGAACAGCCAGUGUGCCCGAAGAAAGGCGUGGAAGUACUCUUCCGGCCUGGCGUACAGCCUACGCUCAUACAAUGGCUUAUGGAGUUUCUGUCAAUGCUACCGCUGACCCGAGUCAUGCAUUGAGAGCCGGAGCAGACUGGUUAGAUGCUACGCAAGAGCCUGUUUGGAAGGAAUGGGCACCUGAGAGCGGCUCUUAUAUGAAUGAAGGCAAUCCUUUUGCCAGCAACUGGAAACAUGACUUCUAUGGAGAGAAUUAUGGCCGUCUUCUGGAGAUUAAGCACAAGUAUGACCCCACUGGGAGUCUGUUUGUCUGGAGUGGAGUUGGGAGUGAUGAGUGGACCCAUGAUCUCAACAGUGGUCUGCUGUGUCGGGUUUGA